AUGGAACGUGAGUCGGGACGGGCGUCAUCCAGUCUCACACUGACCUCCGCUGCUCUGGUAAUACGUUUCCCAAGCAGCGCUGUGUACCCCAGCAAUCUUGCGACAGCCUCGCACGUUUCUGAGCGGCGCUUCGGCCUCGGCAGCCGCGUUUUUGUCGGUGUACGUCGCAAUUUUCCGUGCAGAGUGGCGGGCACGCAAACUAGACAAGUCAACGUCCGGGAGCCUGUGGCGGGCGGAGAAGCCACACGCCGGGGCAACAGCAUGAAGCCUGUUAUGGAGUCCGGGGGGGACAGCUGGAGGGCACGGACCCGCAACGGGGUGGACGGCGACAAGUUUACGAUGAUGCAGUCCCGCAUGUGGUGGAAGAAUCACGCACAUGGCCGACUUCUUUAUCGGCUCCAGGGUGUCUUUGCGAUGGCGCUCUCUUCGAGCAGAAUACGCCAGGCGUCCCUGCGCAACGCCUCGCUUCCCUCCCUGCCACAGUCCUUGCCUAGGCAGGCUGCGGGAAAGCAGCGGAGCAACAGUCGCAGCGUGCUAGCAGAGAAGUCCACAACAGUCGGGCUCGGCAUACGAGGCUACAUGCAGAGCAGUCCACAGAACGGACGCACUACGCAGCCGCCUUGUGCGCCUGUGGCUGCUGAAGGUGCCACUGGGGAAGAAGCGCACGGAGGCACGCUUGAUGCAAUAGUUCAACGACGCGAGGCCUUUGGAUGA
Rangifer tarandus platyrhynchus (Svalbard reindeer) is the source of this 714-nucleotide messenger RNA. The record is from the annotation of a GenBank genome assembly. Lineage: Eukaryota; Metazoa; Chordata; Mammalia; Artiodactyla; Cervidae.